This is a messenger RNA of Colletotrichum fioriniae, 1911 nucleotides long. The record is from RefSeq and is a predicted model, not a curated record. NCBI's taxonomy places the organism in Eukaryota, Fungi, Ascomycota, Sordariomycetes, Glomerellales, Glomerellaceae.
AUGCGUCGCACGGCUCUCGUCGCCCUCAUGGGCCAGGUGGCUAUGGGACAGUUGUUCCCCAACACCACCACGACCUCCAGCUCUCGCAGCUCGUCGCUCACCACCAUCCAGACCACCUCAACUGGCCAGACGACAAUCAGCAGUCUGACCACCUCCACUGGCUCGGACACCACUGUGACGACCGAGGUCCCCAUCACGACUUCUGAUGAGGUCACGACCAUUGACAUCACCAGCAGCACUGAGGUUCCCACCACCACCGAUGAGUCGACUACGACUGACACAUCCGCUACCGCCACUGGCACCGAGACCAGCUCGACUUCGUCGUCCGCCACUGGCACCGAGACCAGCUCGACCUCGUCGUCUGCCACCCCGUCUGCCACGGUCAUCCCCAACCCCAGCAACGUUGGCAACUUCUCUCUGCUUGGCUGCUUCGGCUCCACCACUGGUUUCCCUACCUUCGACCUGGUCCUGUCUGCCUCUUCCAUGACCCUCGAGCUUUGCACCGCUUCCUGCCCCGCUGGAAAGCGCUACGCCGGUCUGUUCGGCUCUGACUGCUUCUGCGGUGACAUCGUCAGCGAUGCCACUGCCACCCGUGUCUCUGAGGACAGAUGCAACAUCGCUUGCCCUGGCAACUCUGGCGAGCGUUGUGGUGGCCGCAACACCAGCGGAUCCCUGAAGCGCCAGCUCAUCUCUGCCGAGAUCCUGUUGACCAUCUACAUCCGUGUUGAUGGCGGUAUCGAUGUCACCACCACUGCCACCGUCACCACCACCUUCACUGCCACCACCACUGCCACCAUCGACGGUACUGCUUCCACCGGCGUCACCACUGUCACCACCACCUACUGCCCUCUGUGCCAGGACUGCCAGGGUCCCUUCUGCUACAAGCCCACUCCCAACCCGUGCUCCAACGGCAAGUGCUUCGGCGUUCCCUGCUACGGUGAUGACUGCUACAAGAAGAUCGUCUCCUACGGCGACUACUGCGGCUACGACUACCCCUGCUACGGUGACGACUGCCAGCGCCGUCUCGUCUGGGUUGAUGGCACAUGGCACCCUGAGGUCUGCUCUGGAUACGACUGCGGCCGCAAGAUCAAGUGUGUCUCUGGCAAGUGCGACUACGUCAUCAAGGGAUCCGACUUCGACUCCGAGAAGAUUGUCUGCUACGGCAACGUCUGCAAGGUCGAGUCCUGCUCCGGCGAUGAGUGCAACAAGAAGUACGUCUGCAAGGACAACUCCUGCGUCUUCGAGUCCUGCCCGUACGCCGAUGCCAACAAGAAGUACGAGUACAAGAACGACAAGUACAUCGAGGUCAAGGGCUGCAACCGCUCCUGCCCCGUUCCCCAGCCUCCUUGCUCCGGCGACUCCUGCAAGGUCGUCAUCCCCGUUCCUCCCGUCACCACUGUUGGCUGUGACGGCACCACCUGCAGCACCAUCGUCAUCCCCCAGCCUCCCGUCACCAAGACUCCCUACGUCCCGGCCACCGAGACCAAGCCCGCCGCCAACCCCCCUGCCACCGGCGCUCCUCCCGCUGGUGCUCCCCCGGCUGGUGCUCCCCCCGCCGGCACUCCCCCCGCUGGUGCUCCUCCCGCUGGUACCCCUCCUGCCGGUGCUCCUCCUGCUGGCACUCCUCCUGCCGGUGCUCCCCCUGCUGGCAGCCCCCCCGCUGGUGCUCCCCCUGCUGGCAGCCCCCCCGCUGGUGCUCCCCCCGCUGGUGCUCCCCCCGCUGGUGCUCCUCCCGCUGGAGCUCCUCCUGCUGGAGCUCCCCCGGCCAACUCUGCUGCUCCCCCCGCGGGCGGCAACCCCUCCGGCACUGCCACUGCCAAGCCCCCUGUCGUCACGGCCGGCACCAGCAAGUUCGCUGCCAGCUUCGGCGCUCUUGCCUUCAGCGUUCUUGCUGCCGCUGUUCUUCUGUAA